GUCUUGGAAAGGUGUUGUCUCAUAAAAUUGUGGGCAAUUUUAGUAAUAAUCUUAUUGAUAAUUCAAAUAGGAACUUCGGUUAUCGGAUAUUAUAAUAACAGAGUGAGACCGAAUGCGCUUUCUGAUGUUUUUAAUGUAACUUUGGAGGCUUAUAAGAAAAACGAUGAAAUUUCAGUAAAUGCUUGGGAUCAGUUGAAUAAAGAUUACCAAUGCUGUGGAAGAUACAAUUAUUCAGAUUUUGGCACUAAAAAACGCCCAAAACGUGAAUGGUGGCCUUUUCAUGAUGACACCAGAAUUCCUCAAAAUUUGCAACUUUUUGAUUCCUUGGACAAGCAGCCGGUUUUUAAUGAUGAUACUACGCAAUUUGAUGAAGAAAUCUUUAAGGAACGUUUUAAAUCUUCUGUGACGUUAAGUGGAGAGUCUAUGGAUUCCUGCUGUAAACCUGGACAUAAUUGUUCUGCUCUGGUGAAUGACGAUACGUCAAAUUAUAGAAGGGGAUGUCUGAUAAUUCUGGAGCACAAGUUGAAAAUAAACAGAUUCCUGUUGGCUACUUUUGGAGUUAUUAUACCAUUUUUGAAACUGUUGAUGUUUGGAUGUGCUUAUUUGUUGUUUUCCAAACUUUUUUGCAAAAAAUGUGACUGCGGUCGAGAAAAUUGUGAUUGUAAUAACAAAUCAUGUUCCUUGCCUUUUGGAAAAUUCAAGAAAAAAAUUGAACCUGCCAAAACAAUGCCAAUAUUUGGAGAAUGCACUGCUACAGAAUCUCCAUCCACCACCUGUCCUGUAGUUUUUGAGAACAACAUUCCUCAAAUGUUCCAAACACCUUGCGCCAACGAAGGUGGUUCUCCAUGCCCAUAUGCCCAACAAGAUGAAUGCCAUCAACAAUCACAGCCUUGCCCUGGAAAUGCUUCCCCUGGACAACCUCACGAAUGCGCUCAUAGAUCUCAGUGUUGCCAGAAGACUGCUCUCCAAAAUCAGGAAUGCCCAAAUCAAAGUCACCUAGUUCAAAUCCAUCCACAUGCUUGUGGUGAUGCUGCAGUAACUUGUAGGAUGGAAGCAUCAGGAAGUAGAAUAGAUAGUCCUUCUAGAUUAACAACAGAUUUGCUGCCUGUGAGGAAGAAGUCUGCUAGGUUUACUGAACUCAGGAAAGUUACUAGUUGUCACCCUAAGUUUGAAGCUCACAAGGAGAAUACUUGCACGGCGUUGGUGCCCAAAAAAGCCAAGUCCCAAAUCUGGUGUGACGAUUGUCCAAAAACUAUAGACUAUUGUCCACCUGUUGAUGUAGCAACACCAUCAGUCAGAGACAGAUGCAGAUUGGAACGCGAAUUGCACGGCCGAGAAGUCGAUCUAAUGUACCAGAGAGAGAAGCUGCUAUUGGAGCAGAAGUUGCAUCACAGAGAACAACUGAUGUGGGAACAUGAACAGUUCAGGAGACACCAGAUGAUCAAGAGGGAGAAACAGUUUAUGUACAAGGCUCACCAGAUGAAUGUGGAGCAGGAGGUGCACAACAGGGAUUAUCAGAUCAGGAAUGACCAUGAGGAGACUUUAUUGGAACGUGAAUUAUUCCAGCAGGACCAGAUUGUUGCCAAAAUGAAACAACAGCUGCUUUUUCAGAGAGAUCUGAUGUAUGAAUUUCAACCAUCUAUAUUUAACAAAUUAGCGAAAAAAUACGAUUGUAGCCUGGACGAAUUCAGUCCUCCUAAAUUCGAACAAAAAGAAACCCAAUGCAGUCCUAGUUCUCCACCUAGUCCUAGUCCACCACCAUGUGAACCAUGUCCUCCACCUAGUCCUAGUCUUCCCCCAUGUAAACCAUGUCCUUCAGAUUGUUCAGAAAAAACACUAAAAAUUGUUAAAAAGAUACAAAACCUUCGAGUGGGCACGGACCAGGAUUCUGCACAGUGUAAACACAAAAAUAAAAGUCGAUGCAGAGCCGGAUCGCAGGACGGCGGGGACAGUUUGUGCAUUACUGGUGCAAGAGAAAAACGUCCAGUUUCAGAUCAAAAUGAAUUCCAUUACAAAAAACAGCGAAUUUAA
This is a messenger RNA of Ctenocephalides felis (cat flea), 2031 nucleotides long. RefSeq lists its product as uncharacterized. The coding region runs from base 424 to 2031 and encodes 535 amino acids. The transcript has 12 exons. NCBI's taxonomy places the organism in Eukaryota, Metazoa, Arthropoda, Insecta, Siphonaptera, Pulicidae. The record is from RefSeq and is a predicted model, not a curated record.